AUGCUGGUUGAGGAGAAGGCGCAUACCGCGCACGUUGAGGACCCCGAGGACGUCAAGGGCGAUGUCGUCGAGCAGGUUACGCUGACGGAGGAGGAUAAUGUCCGGAUCAGACGCAAGACCGACAAGUACAUCCUCACCCUCCUCGUCUGGGUGUAUUUCCUCCAGAUCUACGACAAGACCGUCUUCGGCUACGGCAAUACCUUUGGUCUGUCCACCGACCUCGGGCUCGUCAAGCAGGACUACAGUCUUGCCUCGUCCAUGACCUCCAUCGCUACCCUCUGCUGGCAACCCUUCUCGGCAUUCAUUAUUGUCCGCUUUCCUCCUCGGUACCUCAUGACCAUCUUCGUUUUCUGCUGGGGCACCUCGGCGGCCUGCAUGUCCGCGGUCACCAACUCGGGCGGUCUCUUUGCCACUCGUUUCCUCCUCGGUCUCUUCGAGGCGGCCAACAUCCCCCUUUUCUCAAUGCUCACCGCUACCUGGUACCGGCGCAACGAGCAACCCCUCCGUGUCUGCGCUUGGUUCAUCACCAACUCGGCUGCUACUAUCGUGGCCGCCCUCGUCUCCUAUGGACUUGGCCACACAAACUCCAGCUUCCGUCCCUGGCAAGGUCUCUACCUCUCCGCCGGUCUCAUCACGGUCCUCACCGCUCCCAUCGUCUGGUAUCGUCUGGACAACGAUGUCUAUUCCGCUCGGUUCUGGAAGGACGACUACGAGCGGGACCAGGCGAUCGAGCGGCUCCGGGCCAACCAGACUGGGCAGGGCUCGAGGAUCUUCAAGUGGGCGCAAGUCCGUGAGAUGUUCCUCGACCCCAAGUCCUGGCUCUUUGCCUCCCUCAUCUGCAUCCCCAACAUCAGCGCCCACGUUGCCAACACCUACGGCCCUACCCUCAUCAAGGGUAUGGGAUACGACUCAUUCAACGCCACCCUCCUCAAUAUCCCCUUUGGCUGCCUCCAAGCGGUCGCUAUCCUCCUCGGCUGUUAUGCCGCCGCCCGGUUCAAGAUCAAGUCCGCCAUGGUCGUCACCCUCGCUCUCCUCGGUCUGGCAGGAGGUCUCAUGCUCUACUUUGGCAACCUCCCCGAUGAGCUCAACCGUCCCCUCGCCCUCACCGGGUACUACUUCCUCGCCUUUUCCUUCGGAUCGUCGCCCAUCAUCUACUCCUGGGCUAUCGCAAACGUUGGUGGCCAGACCAAGAAGUCUACUCUUUUGUCUUUCAUGAACUGCGCCACUGCGACGGGUCAGUUGACCGGUCCCCUCCUGCUCGACGCCCGCGACGCCCCUCGGUACCUCCCCGGGGCUCGGUCCCUCAUGAUCUCUCAAGCGGUCCUUCUCGCCGCGGUCAUCGCUCAGGUCUUCUGCCUCUACACCUUCAACAAGAAGAAGGAGGCGCAGCGGGCAGCGCUGGGCAAGCCUCGCAAGAUCCACGACACCUCGAUGGAUCGGAAGUACACCCAGGCGGAGCCAUCUACUCUGUCGGAGGCGGAUGCCAAAGCGCAGGAGGAUAGGACUGAUUUCAACAACGAGAUGUUCGUCUACGUCUACUAG
Messenger RNA from Dioszegia hungarica, 1542 nucleotides. Its product is annotated as major facilitator superfamily domain-containing protein. The transcript has 4 exons. Gene Ontology annotation, biological process: transmembrane transport. Gene Ontology annotation, cellular component: membrane. NCBI's taxonomy places the organism in Eukaryota, Fungi, Basidiomycota, Tremellomycetes, Tremellales, Bulleribasidiaceae. The coding region runs from base 1 to 1542 and encodes 513 amino acids. The record is from RefSeq and is a predicted model, not a curated record. Gene Ontology annotation, molecular function: transmembrane transporter activity.